UUGAACGCUACAUCACACAAAGUUGGAGUGAAGACAAGGGAGAAAGAAUUUAACACAGCCGAUUUUACAGACGGCCAGAAACAAUCAUCUUAGAGCCGGCUAUCCCCAUGUUUGCCAGCACAAUCUAUUCUACCCCUGUCCUUUUGCCCAUUCCUUUAUAAACCUCUUCACUUCAUUCACUACUUCAUAAUUCAUUCAUAUAUAUAAACUUAUUUUGUAUGCACCAUUAAUAUCAUCACCAUCCAUCUUUGUUCUUUCUCGUGCAUGGUGCAACCUUCUCUAUGGCCAAAAAAUCACAGCUGCGUACCCAGAAAAACAAUGCUACUAAUGACGAUAUUAAUCUUAACGCAACCAACACUGUAAUCACCAAGGUGAAACGAACAAGGAGAAGUGUCCCUAGAGACUCCCCACCUCAACGCAGCUCAAUAUACCGAGGAGUCACUAGGCACCGAUGGACUGGCCGAUACGAAGCUCAUUUGUGGGACAAGCAUUGCUGGAAUGAAUCACAGAAUAAAAAAGGACGACAAGUCUAUCUUGGCGCUUAUGAUAAUGAAGAGGCAGCAGCACAUGCUUAUGAUCUAGCAGCACUGAAAUACUGGGGUCAAGAUACCAUUCUUAAUUUUCCGUUAUCAAACUACCUGAAUGAACUGAAAGAAAUGGAGGGUCAAUCACGGGAAGAGUAUAUCGGAUCGCUGAGGAGGAAAAGCAGUGGUUUUUCUAGGGGGAUUUCUAAAUACAGAGGUGUUGCAAGGCAUCAUCAUAACGGAAGGUGGGAGGCUCGGAUUGGCAAAGUUUUUGGCAAUAAAUAUCUUUAUCUCGGAACUUACGCUACCCAAGAAGAAGCUGCUACUGCCUAUGACCUGGCAGCUAUAGAAUACCGUGGACUCAAUGCUGUCACCAAUUUCGAUCUCAGCCGUUACAUUAAGUGGCUUAAGCCCAACAACACCAACAGCAACAAUGACCAGAUUAGUAUUAAUCUCACUAACAUAAAUAAUAAUUGCACUAACAACUUCAUCCCAAACCCUGAUCAAGAACAAGAAGUUAGUUUCUUCCACAACCAGGAUUCACUCAAUAAUACUAUUGUAGAGGAAGCCACGUUGGUGCCACAUCAGCCUCGUCCAGCAAGUGCCACGUUAGCAUUGGAGCUUCUACUUCAGUCAUCCAAGUUCAAGGAAAUGGUGGAAAUGACAUCCGUGGCCAAUCUUUCAACACAGAUGGAAUCUGAUCAGUUGCCACAGUGCACAUUUCCUGAUCACAUUCAGACAUACUUUGAGUAUGAAGAUUCCAAUAAAUAUGAGGAAGGGGAUGAUCUCCUGUUCAAGUUCAGCGAGUUCAGCUCCAUUGUGCCGUUUUACCAUUGUGACGAGUUCGAGAGUUGAAGUGAGGUUUAUAUAAUGCAUGGAAAAAAGAAAAUCCGAUAUGUUUGUUUAUUAUUUAAUUUGUUGAUUAUGUUAAAGACCAUAUUCACAAAUCUUUAGCUAAGAUUUAAGUUUUUAGAAGAGAGAUCAUGUCUUUCACUAAUAUUAUAAUAAGUGGACUUGUUUUCAAUAUGUGAAUAUGAAAAUUUAAUCUGCUUAUAUAGGGACGACGUCAUUAAUCAGAUAAAAAUGAAUAUUAAUGCGGCUUUGGGGA
Messenger RNA from Glycine soja, 1632 nucleotides. RefSeq names its product AP2-like ethylene-responsive transcription factor At1g16060. Gene Ontology annotation, molecular function: DNA-binding transcription factor activity; DNA binding. The coding region runs from base 282 to 1379 and encodes 365 amino acids. Lineage: Eukaryota; Viridiplantae; Streptophyta; Magnoliopsida; Fabales; Fabaceae. Gene Ontology annotation, biological process: regulation of DNA-templated transcription. The transcript is spliced from 8 exons. The record is from RefSeq and is a predicted model, not a curated record.